UGCCCCUCCUCCGGAAUGACCCCUCUCCCUCUCCCCGGGACACCCCUCACUCACUCUCCCUCCCUCUCCCCGGACUCACCUCUCACACUCCGAUCCCUCCCUCCCUCCCUCCCUCAGUCCCGCUUGCCCCUCCUCCGGCCCCCGGCCUCACUUCCCGCUCCGCCCCGGAACGGCGGCAGGAAGAGGCGGAUCCGGAUCCGGAUCCCGGAGCCCGGCGCUGGGAGAGAAAACCCCGACAUGUCCUUCAAACCCGGGGGGAGCCAGUCCGUGAUUAGCGUGAACUCACCAUCGUCCACUCUGCCCCCCAAUUCGUUCAGACCCGUCUUCAAUGACUUCGGCCCCCCCUCCAUGGGUUACAUGCAGGGUCUGAAGCCGAGCCAGCCGUCGCAGAGCACCUAUUCAGACCUUCUCUCGGUGAUCGAGGAGAUGGGCAGGGAGAUCAGACCCACCUAUGCGGGCAGCAAGAGCGCAAUGGAGCGUCUGAAGAGAGGCAUAAUUCACGCUCGUGCCCUGGUCCGUGAGUGUUUGGCAGAGACAGAGAGAAAUGCUCGUUCCUAGUACCCUCUCCUCCUCCCCCACCCUUCCACAUUGUCCUUUCACUCUACCUCCCUCCACCCCUCCCACCCUACCCC
Hypanus sabinus (Atlantic stingray) is the source of this 632-nucleotide messenger RNA. RefSeq names its product cyclin-dependent kinase 2-associated protein 2-like. Gene Ontology annotation, biological process: regulation of microtubule cytoskeleton organization; negative regulation of G1/S transition of mitotic cell cycle. The record is from RefSeq and is a predicted model, not a curated record. Gene Ontology annotation, cellular component: nucleus; microtubule; cytoplasm. The coding region runs from base 16 to 558 and encodes 180 amino acids. The transcript has 4 exons. Lineage: Eukaryota; Metazoa; Chordata; Chondrichthyes; Myliobatiformes; Dasyatidae.